UUACUUUGUAUCUUUGUAUAUUUGUUAUUCGAUCUAAAAUAAGGUUCCAAAUUAAAACACCUUAAUGGAAUAGGGAAAAUCACAAACUUUCAAUGGAAGAGAGUAGUUGCGACAAAUGGAGAGACAGAAACAAGGUAAAACCACCACCUAGACCGAGCUGCUUUCAGCCACUGGAAGGAAAUUGUCCAGAAUGCAAACCUCCCGAAGAAACUCCACCACAGGAGCCACCAACUGGGAAAGAGGAAAACGUUGUAAAAGACGAAAACAUUGUGAAAGACGAAAACAUUGUGAAAGCAAUUCUCAAGCCAGAGCCUCCAACAAGACGUGUUAUAGAUCCAAGCCGUCUAUGUGCGUCAUCUCUCACUCGCAAACGAGAAAAAUGCUGCAAUCUAAGUGAGGCCGGAGAAGCUGAACAUAAAGAUAAUUUCUGUUCAGCAAAAUGCAGCCCACUGAAACCAGCGAUGCUUCACUUGGAAGAGUGGACGAAGCGUCCUCGGCCGAAACCUACUUAUAAGAAUUGUGUUUACCUCAAUAAUGAACUUUUGGCUGGACGUGCAUUUCCUAUGAAGUUUCGGAUACGUCGAAAUGUGCGCAAUUGUGGUGUAUGUGGUAGGGCAAUGUAUUUACGUGACUCAAUUACGGAUAGUUCAAAUAUAAUCUUGAUUUCGAACUGCUGCGACGUCCAGGUGUAUCCAAGUUCGUAUAUUGAAAAUUGGCAUCGUGUACCCAUUCUAUCAAUAACACGCAAAGAAUCUAUGCAUAAGAAAGUAAUUAACGAAAUCUGUGUACUUGAACCCAAAAAACUUCCACCGCCACCACCUCCACCUCCACCACCACCGCCGCCACCUCCAUCCACAAAGAAAAAGCCAAAGAAAGGAAAG
Drosophila navojoa is the source of this 881-nucleotide messenger RNA. RefSeq lists its product as uncharacterized. The record is from RefSeq and is a predicted model, not a curated record. NCBI's taxonomy places the organism in Eukaryota, Metazoa, Arthropoda, Insecta, Diptera, Drosophilidae.